Purpureocillium lilacinum is the source of this 1626-nucleotide messenger RNA. RefSeq lists its product as uncharacterized. Gene Ontology annotation, molecular function: transmembrane transporter activity. Gene Ontology annotation, cellular component: membrane. The record is from RefSeq and is a predicted model, not a curated record. Gene Ontology annotation, biological process: transmembrane transport. Lineage: Eukaryota; Fungi; Ascomycota; Sordariomycetes; Hypocreales; Ophiocordycipitaceae.
AUGGCGGCACCCGACAGCAAGCUGGACAUUGCCCACGACGAGCACCAGGACGGCCACGGCCCCAACAUGGACGUCAAGCACGCCGACCGCGCCCUCGCCCUCAUCGGCAACGCGCAGGUCGAGCUCACCGAGGAGGACAGCCGCCGCAUCUGCCGCAAGACGGACCGCGUCAUCCUCGCCAUCCUCGUCUGGGUCUACUUCCUCCAGAUCCUCGACAAGUCGGUCCUCGGCUACGGCGCCACCUACGGCCUCAAGACGGACACGGGCCUCACCGGCAACCAGUACUCCCUCGUCGGCUCCAUCGCGCCCAUCGCCCAGCUCGCCUGGCAGCCCUUUUCGUCGUUUCUCAUCGUCAAGGUCCCGCACCGCAUCCUCAUGCCCGUGCUCUGCCUCGGCUGGGGCAUCGCCCAGGCCGCCAUGGCCGCGUGCCACAACUUUGGCGGCCUCAUGGCCUCGCGCUUCUUCCUCGGGCUCUUCGAGGCCGGCUGCCUGCCGCUCUUCAGCAUCAUCACCAGCCAGUGGUACCGCCGCGCCGAGCAGCCCAUCCGCGUCGCCGCCUGGUACGGCACCAACGGCCUGGCCACGAUUGUGGCGGCUGGCAUCUCGUACGGGCUGGGGCACAUCAAGUCGGACAUUCUCAAGGAGUGGCAGAUCAUCUUCCUCUUCGUCGGCCUCGUCACCAUCGUCUCCGCCCCGUUCGUCUACUGGAAGCUCGACAACGACAUCCCCUCGGCGCGCUUCCUCACCGAGCACGAAAAGGCGCAGGCCAUUGAGCGCCUGCGCGCCAACCAGACGGGCACGGGCUCGCGCGACUUCAAGUGGCGGCACGUCCUCGAGACGGCCCUCGAGCCCAAGACGUACCUGUGGAUCGGCAUGGCCAUGCUGCUCAACGUCGGCGCCAGCGUCACCAACACGUUUGGCCCGCUCAUCCUCAACGGGAUCGCCACCGACAAGUACCAGACGAGUCUUCUCAACAUGCCGUUCGGCGCGCUGCAGUGCAUCGUCAUCCUGUCGGCGAGCUGGCUGGCGCAAAAGGCCAAGCUCAAGGGCGCCGUGCUGGCCGCCUUUAUGCUGCCCGUCGUCGCCGGCCUGGCCGUGCUCUACUCGGUCAAGCGCGACGGCAACGCGCGCGCGCCCCUCCUCGUCGGCUACUACCUGCUGGCCUUCCUCUUCGGCGGCAACCCCCUCAUCGUGACGUGGAUCGUCGGCAACACGGGCGGCACGACCAAGAAGUCGGCCAUCAUGAGCGUCUACAACGCCGCCAGCUCCGCAGGCAACAUCAUCGGCCCGCUGCUCUUCAACGACCGCGACGCCCCCGAGUACAAGCCGGGCCUGCGCGCCUGCCUGGGCAUCUUUGUCGCGCUGGUCGCCGUCAUCUUCAUGCAGUGGGCCAACCUCAUGGUCCUCAACCGCCUGCAGGAGAAGCGCCGCGUGCAAAACGGCAAGCAGGCCAAGGUCGUCGACCGCUCCAUGCAGGACCACUACCACAGCGCCCGCGAGGUCGACGACAUGGAGAUUCGCCCCGUCGAGGAGGAGGGCGUGGCGGUGCCGGAGCCCAAGCUGGGCGAGAAUGCGUUCCUCGACAUGACGGACCGCGAGAACGACGAGUUCAUCUACAUUUACUAG